Messenger RNA from Hylaeus volcanicus, 716 nucleotides. Its product is annotated as EEF1A lysine methyltransferase 4-like. Gene Ontology annotation, molecular function: S-adenosylmethionine-dependent methyltransferase activity. Lineage: Eukaryota; Metazoa; Arthropoda; Insecta; Hymenoptera; Colletidae. The record is from RefSeq and is a predicted model, not a curated record. The coding region runs from base 100 to 651 and encodes 183 amino acids. The transcript has 8 exons.
UUUUUUAUGAUUUUCUGGCCCAAAAACAGCGUCAUUAGGCGACAAAAAAUUAAAUGCAGUAUUCCGUAGUGCAACAAUUAUUUGAAUUUCAUCAACCAAAUGGCUCAAUACGGUUUAGCAUCGUACUGGGAUGAGCGUUACACUCGUGAUUCGGACUUUUUCGAUUGGUAUCAAAAAUGGGAAGAUCUUCGCUGUCACAUUUCUCCUUUUCUGGAAAAACCUCAUAAAAUUUUAAAUCUUGGAUGUGGUUUGUCAAGGAUGAGUGAGUCACUCUUCGAGGACGGCUACCAAAACCAAACUAAUAUUGAUAUAUCUAAAGCAGCUAUUGAGAAAAUGUCUAAGCAUUAUAAGGAGAAACCAUCGAUGGAGUUUCGAGUUAUGAAUGCGUUGGAUAUGUCAGCCUUUCCAUCAGAAACGUUUGAUACUGUAAUUGAUAAAGGAACGAUGGAUGCAAUUUUAUGUGGAGAGUCAAGCACAACCAAUGUAGCGCAAUUGUUAAAGGAAGUCAACCGUGUUUUAAAGUACAUUUGCAUAACAUAUGGACAACCGUCUUUUCGUUUACCAUAUUUUGAACGCGCCGAACUUGAGUGGGACGUACAACAUUUGUCUGUUCCGAAACCCGCGUUAAAGACAACUGGUAAAGAUAAGUGAAUGUUGUUAAAAUUUAAAUGAUUUUCAUGAACAAUAAUGUAUUUUGUAACUGUUUUGAAAGUAUU